Molecule: messenger RNA, 1955 nt
Organism: Alligator mississippiensis (American alligator)
Lineage: Eukaryota; Metazoa; Chordata; Crocodylia; Alligatoridae
Gene: UBE2M
Product: ubiquitin conjugating enzyme E2 M
Exons: 6
Coding region: 464-1015 (183 amino acids)
Source: RefSeq, a predicted model, not a curated record
AGCCUUGGCGGAAACAGCCGAGCGGCGCCCGGGAGAAGCCGAGCCCGGGGUGGGCGGUGCCAGGCGCGGGGCGGAAAGUGCCGGGCUUGGGCCGGGGCGCGCCGAGUGGCGAGCGGAAAGUGGCGAGCGGGCUCGGAAACAGGCGAAGCGGAGGCGGAAAGAGCCGAGGCCGGGGCGGAAAGAGCCGAAGCGGUGGCGGAAAGAGCCGAGGGGGCCGGCCGUUGCCGACACACCGCAGCGGCAGCAGCCUGGGCGGCCCCGGCCCCGGCAGCGAGCGAGAGCCCGGCCCCAACCCCGAGCCCGAGCCCGGCCCGGCGCCGGGACCCACCCGCCUGGUCCCUCCCUGCCCCGCCGGCCCGGAGCAGGCGGCUGCGGCGCGGCCCCCGCCCCGCCCUCCCGGCCCGGCGCCCCGGGCCCCCCUGCCCCCGCGGCCCGGCCCGGCGCGGCCCCGCGGCCCGGCAGGAUGAUCAAGCUGUUCUCGCUGAAGCAGCAGAAGAAGGAGGAGGAGUCGGCCGGAGGCACCAAGGGCAGCAGCAAGAAGGCGUCUGCCGCGCAGCUCCGCAUCCAGAAAGACAUUAAUGAGCUGAAUUUACCGAAAACAUGUGAAAUAGACUUUUCUGACCAGGAUGAUCUCCUGAACUUCAAGUUAGUUAUCUGCCCUGAUGAGGGCUUCUAUAAAGGAGGGAAGUUUGUUUUCAGUUUCAAGGUAGGACAAGGUUAUCCACAUGACCCUCCAAAAGUGAAGUGCGAGACGAUGGUGUACCACCCCAACAUAGACCUAGAGGGCAAUGUCUGCUUAAAUAUCCUCAGAGAGGACUGGAAGCCUGUACUAACAAUAAACUCUAUAAUUUAUGGUCUGCAGUAUCUCUUUUUGGAGCCAAAUCCUGAGGACCCCCUGAACAAAGAAGCUGCCGAGGUCCUUCAGAACAACAGACGUUUGUUUGAGCAGAAUGUCCAGCGCUCCAUGAGGGGCGGCUACAUUGGCUCCACCUACUUCGAGCGCUGCCUCAAAUAGAACUGACCAGCUGGCUGCCCGCUCCCCUCCUCCCCACCCCCUUCAUGAGGGACUCUGCCAACACUGCUGCCUUCAGCCACCAGGGGAUGCAGGAGCCAGGCACUGCAGGGCCCCCUAGCCCCUUCCCAGCGCUGCUCAAAUGGCCUAUGGCUGGGCAGCCCUUCCUCCUCUUACUCCUGCCCUUUUCGCCAAAGCCUCCUUACCCACUGGCUUGCUGUGAGGGAGGGCAGGUGGUUGCAGGGGGUGGGGAGCCCAGCUCCCCCCUUUCCUGACCAUGCAGUCCAAUUCCUCAUGGCUUCCUGCUGGUUCCCAGCCCCCAAGUGGAGCACAGAGUCCAGCUGCCUUCCUGGGGCCCAUUUGCUGCUAAGGGCAGAGAGACACCCCCUCCUCCCCCCAUGCACACACAUCCCUUCCUAUACAUCUGUGCUCUGGCACCUUCUACCUGCAGUGUGGUGGCACUGUGCCAGCUCCUCCCCUGGCUGGAAAUCAAGGCCUGUCUGAGUGCAACUAUUUAUUACAAAGGGGGGUUGUUGCAGAGCAGGGGUGGGGGGGGUGGCAGCCUCUCUGCCAAAGCCCUGGGGCAAUGAGCUUGGUCUGGCAGGCUUGCUCCCCCUCCCUUUUAGGUUCUGCUUCCCUUUUCUGUCUGUUUUUUUUUAAAAAAGCACCCAAUUUCAAACUGAACAAAUGCUGAUAAUUAACCAUGACCGGCCUGGGGGGCAGAGCCUCUGCCUGCUGAGCCUCCCCUUUCUGGAAGGGUGGAGCCUGUGGCCCCUGAGCUCCUUUCCCUCCUCCCUCCCCCUCCCCUCCCUUGUGCCCACCUGCUGGGGCCUGCCCAUGAAUGAACUGGUUUUCUCUGCCACUCCAGUGACUCCCAGGAGCCCCUGGCCAGAAAGCCACUGUACUCUAGUGUGUUGGGUUAUUAAAGGGGAAUGUUAGUGCA